UAGGUAGAGGUCAGAGUAAACAACUGAGGAGUCGUCAUCAUGGCAGACAUAUUCAGUCGUGAGGAUGCAAAGAGCCUACUGAAGAAGAAAGUGGUACUAAUGAUGGGAGACUCCAAUAUGCGAGCAUUUUAUAAAGAUCUUAUUCGCCUGCUUGUGGAGGGUGACAUCACACCAUCUCAGGCCUUCCGUCGAGGAGGCCCUAAGAGAGCUUCACAUUGUGGUGAUGAGGUGCUCGACAUAUCUCAGAAUGAUAGAGCUGGACGAGAUUAUGUUGAAACACGACAAUAUAAGGAUGAUGAUACCUUGGUCCGUUUUCACUUCCUAACACGCGUGUACUCCUCCGUAGUUAAGAAGGAGUUGACAGCUAUUGAAGAUGGAUCAAUUCCCAUACCACAUGUUGUAAUAGUAAAUUCCUGCCUCUGGGAUAUUACCAGGUGGGGAGCUAUGCAGGAAGACCAGUACAAGGAAGACAUGGUGCGUUUAUUCCAACAUCUGCGUCGUUUGUUACCCGAUGAUACUUUGAUCAUUUGGACGACAACGUUACCUGUCUCAACAGAAAAAAUCAAGGGAGGAGUCUUCAUCAAGCAGAUACAGUUCAUGAAACACAGUAUGCGGUUUAUAAUCCUGGAAGCCAAUAAAUUCGCCCAGCAAUUGUGUAUGUCAUUUGAAAUAGACCUACUAGACCUCCACUAUCAUAUGCGAUUUCAAUUGCACUGGCGAGCCAGUGAUGGCUUGCACUGGGAGCCUGUAGCAGUGAGACAUAUGGUCAACUUAAUCCUCACACACACAGCUCUGUGUUGGGACAAACCACUGCCGGGUAACUUCACCGGAACUUAUGUACAAGAUGCUGAAAGGCGUAUUAAAGAAGAAUCACUGGAGGAGAAGGGAGAAAUUAAACUAGACCAGAAGAUUCAUGAGUUUUUACAGAAGAAGUCACAAGAAGAGGGACCCAAAAAGCAAUCCCGAACUUCCUUAGGAGACUCUGUUAAUAGCCAACAACAAGUAAAGAAGCAAAGCACCAGAGUUCCAGUUAGAGCUCCUUGUUAUGAAACAGAAGAUAAAAAGAAACCCUCUACAGUUAAUAAAAAGAAGCUCUUUAGAGUUAAAAACAAAAAAAAGACUUGGAGAGCAAACUUUUCUGGUGGUUCCCAUCCCCAGCAGAUGAACUUAUUUGGCAGUUCCCAUCCCCAGCAGAUGAACUUUUCUGGUGGUUCCCAUCCCCAGCAGAUGAACUUUUCUGGUGGUUCCCAUCCCCAGCAGAUGAACUUUUCUGGCAGUUCCCAUCCCCAGCAGAUGAACUUUUCUGGCAGUUCCCAUCCCCAGCAGAUGAACUUUUCUGGCAGUUCCCAUCCCCAGCAGAUGAACUUUUCUGGUGGUUCCCAUCCCCAGCAGAUGAACUUUUCUGGCAGUUCCCAUCCCCAGCAGAUGAACUUUUCUGGUGGUUCCCAUCCCCAGCCGGUGAACUUCUCUCAACAUAACAUGAACAGAAUCACCCAAGUUCAAGAUGCAACCAUCCAAAACUUUAACCCAUGGGUAAGCAACAGUAGUACAUCAUUUAGACAAAGUUUAAAUGCUUGUGCAGGAGAUGAUCAGAAUGCAAUGUUCCAUGGAGCCCCACGACGGUCUGAUUUUAGGAGCAGAACACAUAAUUACCAAUUCCCUUCUCAGCAAACUUCCAGGACCCAUGACUACCAUAUGAAUACAUAUUCUAGUUUUCCUUUACCUUGUAAUGUACAUGAGGAAGCUUCUACCAGCCCCUGGUCACACCAGCAUUCUAAUGAACACACUGCAUAUCCAUUUUGGCAAGAUUAUCCAGUAUCUGACUUUCCUUGGAAUAACUGA
Molecule: messenger RNA, 1842 nt
Organism: Homarus americanus (American lobster)
Lineage: Eukaryota; Metazoa; Arthropoda; Malacostraca; Decapoda; Nephropidae
Exons: 10
Coding region: 40-1842 (600 amino acids)
Source: RefSeq, a predicted model, not a curated record